CCGUUGCCAGACCACCACGGAUAUCGAGCGCAUAUGCAGCGCUGCCCGAUUCUCUCCUUUGAUGACGGCAUCCAGCAGACAUUGCCUUCUUUCGUCGCUCGAGAUCCGAUUCCGUCCGUCCCCAACAAGCGGGCUUGAUUGUCCCUGUUUGAUCCACGUGACCGACAUCGAGGGAGCGCGGCCUUGAUCGAUCAGCCGAGCUGGUUUGGGUUGUCUCUCGCCUCCCCGUCCCAGAGCUCCGUUGAUCACGCAGGGCUGCUCUGCUCAUGAUGCGCCGGCUUGUGGCUGCAUAUCGAGUGGCCUGGCCGAGACCGCUGGUGCAGACAGGAAAUCGUCAAGCCCAAUGCGUGCUGCUGACAAGACUGCAUAGCUAUGUCAGAUCAUCGACAUCUUCAAGCAGGCCCGCUCGCGAUUUGCUUGAGAUCAAGAAGGAGGUUCAGGAGGCCCUUCGUCUCGGACGGCCUGUGGUUGCCCUCGAGUCGACCAUCAUCAGCCACGGAAUGCCCUAUCCCGAGAACCUCAAGACCGCCGUUGCUGUCGAGGACAUUGUUCGCAGCCAAGGGUGCACUCCAGCCACAAUCGCCAUCAUCGACGGGCAGAUCAAAGUGGGGCUGUCGGAAGACGACUUGGAGACGCUGGCUAGGACUGGCCUGAAGGCCGAGAAGACAUCGCGGAAGGACCUUGCCCUGGUUCUGUCGCAGAAAAAGACUGGCGCAACAACGGUCUCGGGCACCAUGCUCAUCGCGCACAUGGCCGGCAUCAAGGUGUUUGUAACCGGCGGCAUCGGCGGAGUGCAUCGUGGGGCAGAAGAAUCAAUGGAUAUCAGUGCCGAUUUGACCGAGCUCGGGCGCACGCCAGUCGCUGUGAUCUGCGCCGGAGUCAAGUCCAUUCUGGAUAUCGGGAAGACUCUGGAGUAUCUGGAAACUCAAGGAGUCACCGUAGCUACCUACCGCUCGGCAGAGUUCCCGUCUUUCUACUCCAGAAGCAGCGGCUUCAAGAGUCCAGCAGUACUACAGACGACAUCCGAAUGCGCUUCGUUAAUAUUCAACAAUCAACGACUGGGGCUCCAAAGCGGCAUGGUAUUUGCCUGCCCCAUUCCAGAGGAACACGACAUGGAUGGUGCCGCCAUCGAACAAGCCAUUCAGCAAGCUCUGCAGCAGGCCCGCGACAGCAGUGUCCAGGGCAAGGAUGUCACACCCUUUCUGCUCGACCGGGUGAAAAAGCUCACCGCGGGCGCUUCCCUUGAGUCGAAUAUUGCCCUAGUCAAGAACAAUGCCCACAUUGGUAGCCAGAUUGCGCGCGAACUGUCCGCUCUAGCCUCAGCCGGGAACAGCACCCCCAAUCUUGCAGUGUGCUCGACUCAGCGACCUUUGAUUUUUGGUGGCUCGGUGAUGGACAUCUCGUCAAAGUUCGACAAGGCUUCCAGGAGACGGAGCAGCGAGAAUGGCGUCUUGAUGGGCACAUCAUCUCCUGGGAGCGUCAAGCAGUCCCUCGGCGGGGUGGGGCGCAACAUGGCUGAGGCCUGCUUCAGGACAGGAGGCCAUCCGGUAUUUGUUAGUGUGGUUGGCGGCGAUCUCGCGGGCCAGUCCAUCAUCCGCCAGAUGCACGACUGGGGUAUGGAUGUAGACAACAUCUCGACCGAAGCCACCCAGCAAACCGCCGUCUAUAGCGCGUUUCUUGAUCCUGCCGGGGAGAUGCUUACCGCCGUUGCAGACAUGAAGAUCCACGACUCCAUCCCAACACACCAUAUCGAUUCUCUAAUCCAAAGAUUCAAGCCUGGUGUCGUUGCCUUUGAUGGCAACCUAUCGGUUCGUUCAAUGGAAGCAGUUGUAUCGCGGUGCCACGACCACUCGAUCCCUGUGCUCUUUGAGCCCACAUCGAUUCCAAAAUCCACAAAAGUCCUUGAAUUGAGUAUAGGCGGCGUUGAGUAUGCGACACCCAAUCUGGGCGAGGUUCUGGCCAUGGGAGAGUUCCUCUCAAGAAGACCCGGCACGUCCUUGGCAGCUCCCUUGAAGUUGAAGCAGCUGGCACGAUCAGGCAUGGAGAUAUUGAAGGCCCACCCCAAGCUUCUCCCUGCCAUUCUGAACGUCACUCGACACAUUCCCAAGCUGGCUAUCAAGAUGGGCGCCGGUGGCGUGGUGGUUGCCGUCCGGGACACCCACCAAAGCUCCGAGCCAUCUACGCAAUCCAAGAUCGUCGCCAGCUCAACCCACGAGCUCGAGGUCCAUGUCGGUAGCGAGCGUGUGCAGGUUGUCCAUAUACCGGUUACAAAACGGCUGACCAAGUGUGUGAGCGUCACGGGCGCCGGCGACAGCAUGGUUGGCACUCUAAUUACCCAUCUCCAUCGCCACCCAGGCGGUGGCGUGGACGUCCUCCUCGAAGGCUGCCGCGCUGGAAUGGCGGCGUCGCUCCUAUCGCUGCAAUCAACUCACGCCAUCAGCGAGAUGCUGAGUCCGUCUGUGUUUUCAGCUGUCGCAAGAUGAGACGAGACACACCCUGCUGUUGCUAUUUUGUGUGGGAAUACCAUCGGCCACCCCCCCCCGCAUCACAAUAUCAACGAUUGUUGUCAACGGUGGGAUCGAGACUGGUCGCCAUAACAAAAUGAUCGUCGGCGUCGAGGGUGGUGUUUGGGCGUUCAUCUUCAAGUGUGUUCACAGCAUACUCUGUCAGAGUCACUCUCCAGAUCGCAUGGUGUUGCCGAUUUUACCAACGUCGGUGUUCUAGAACGCCGGUCGCUUGGUUGGGAGGGUCCUGAGGAUCGCAAGUCAUCGGCGCAGCCGCAGGCUAUCUGUGCUCGGUCCUAUGCAAUCUAUCGAGAAUGUCCAGUGAGCAGCUUGUGCACUUGGGAGAAUGGAGACAGUGUCUUUGACCAGAGCUCACCAACGCAGCCACAGGCAGCGCCAUGAAACCCAGUCC
This is a messenger RNA of Polychytrium aggregatum, 2916 nucleotides long. Its product is annotated as Indigoidine synthase A like protein-domain-containing protein. The record is from RefSeq and is a predicted model, not a curated record. Lineage: Eukaryota; Fungi; Chytridiomycota; Chytridiomycetes; Polychytriales. Gene Ontology annotation, molecular function: kinase activity; pseudouridylate synthase activity. The transcript is spliced from 15 exons. The coding region runs from base 267 to 2483 and encodes 738 amino acids.